Messenger RNA from Chara braunii, 528 nucleotides. Lineage: Eukaryota; Viridiplantae; Streptophyta; Charophyceae; Charales; Characeae. The record is from the annotation of a GenBank genome assembly.
GUGGUGAGGCUUGGAACCACUAAUCCCGUUGUACACUUAUCACCAUGGUUGAGACCCGUUCUGGGUUAAGCACUAGCCCCUACACUCAGGAGCAGCAAGAAAAGAUGGUCGCCUUAGUGAGGGAGAACAAAGAGAGGAAAGAGCUCCAGAAACAGGCGAAGCUAAAGGCAAUCGCCGAGGACCAAGCGGUGAAGAUGAAGGGAUUGGAGGAGGAGAUGGAGAAGAAGAAGAAGGCUGCUAAAGAAGAAGCAGCAGCGGAAGAAGCGAAAGAGAGGAUGCGUAUUGAGAGCAGAGAAGGGAGCAGUGGCACAAAGAGGGAUACAGACGCAGAGAUGGAGAAGAGGAUAAGUGAGUGGGUCACUAAUUUAUCGUUGGGAGAAGAUGAGGAGGCGGAGUCUUAUGUGACUCAGGAUGAGAGGGAUGCGCUAGCCAGUGAGCUAGCAACAAUGGAGGACGCUAUGGAACGGCGAGAAAGGGAGGAGGAGCAAAAGUUGGCAUGAAAAUUGAGAAUGAAGAGGGAAAGGAAGA